Molecule: messenger RNA, 8710 nt
Organism: Struthio camelus australis
Lineage: Eukaryota; Metazoa; Chordata; Aves; Struthioniformes; Struthionidae
Source: RefSeq, a predicted model, not a curated record
GUACACACACAAUCAAGAAUAUAAACUGUUGUUGGCAUCAUAUGGGACAUCCUGCAGCAGUGAAAGAAUUUCCCUUAGGAAGCUGUCUAUUUGUUUCAUUAAUCACGAAAGACAGAUUUGCUUCCUACACCAGAGAUGUUGCUACAGCGUCCUUUGUUAUGGAGAUGGAGAACAUCUGGGCUUUGCAAGAAGUGCCCAGAAUCCCAAACGUGGAGGAAGGAAACAGAGUGAUCAGCUUGAGAGCACAGGAGAAAGUGGAAAGAGUACUUUCAUCAAACAAAUGAGAAUUAUUCAUGGAUCAGGUUACACAGAAGAAGACAGGAAAGGCUUCACAAAACUUGUUUACCAAAAUAUAUUUACUGCCAUGCAAGCUAUGAUCAGAGCCAUGGAUACUCUCAAAAUACAGUACACAUUGGAAGAGAAUGAGGAUAAUGCUCAGAUGAUCAGAGAAGUAGAAGUGGAUAAAGUGACAGUGCUGGAAAGAAAACAAGUUGAAGCAAUCAAGAAGCUCUGGGAAGACUCAGGAAUUCAAGAGUGCUAUGACAGACGGAGGGAAUACCAGCUAUCAGAUUCUGCUAAGUAUUAUCUUACUGAUAUUGAUCGUAUUGCUAUGCCCUCAUUUGUGCCAACUCAGCAAGAUGUUCUUAGAGUCCGAGUGCCAACAACAGGAAUUAUUGAGUAUCCUUUUGAUUUAGAAAAUAUUAUAUUUAGGAUGGUGGACGUAGGUGGCCAAAGGUCUGAAAGAAGGAAGUGGAUUCAUUGCUUUGAAAGUGUUACUUCUAUCAUUUUCUUAGUUGCAUUAAGUGAAUAUGAUCAAGUCUUGGCAGAAUGUGACAAUGAGAAUCGAAUGGAAGAAAGCAAAGCCUUAUUUAAAACUAUCAUUACAUACCCCUGGUUUCUGAAUUCUUCAGUUAUUUUGUUUUUAAACAAAAAAGAUCUUCUAGAAGAGAAAAUCAUGUAUUCCCAUCUAAUUAGUUACUUUCCAGAAUACACAGGACCUAAACAAGAUGUCAAAGCUGCCAGAGACUUCAUUUUGAAGCUGUAUCAGGAUCAGAAUCCAGACAAGGAGAAAGUAAUCUAUUCCCACUUCACUUGUGCCACAGACACAGAGAACAUUCGCUUUGUCUUUGCUGCUGUCAAGGACACGAUCCUGCAAUUAAACCUGAGGGAGUUCAACCUCGUUUAAAAGGAAAAACAUUGUUUGCAUCCACAAAGUGUGAUUUGCUUAUAGCAUAGCCUGCAUUGAUACAAAGAAAAUCAGUGUAUUUUUAAAUACUAUUUACAGAAAUGUAAGGGGGCGGGGGGAAUACAUUUACUGAAGAAGUACUGCUUAAUCAAAGAGUUUCAAAGUUUACUUUUUUAAGCUCUACAUUUAAAAUACUAUUUUCGUAUUUCCCAUGCUAGCUUUGGCUGUGAGUUAUUUUUUUUCACAGCUAUGGAAUUAAGUAUAUUUAAAAGAAUAUGCGUAAGUACAUUGCUGUCCAGCUUAGUUUUUUUUUUUCUACUUAUCAUUUACAAUCAUAGCUUAUAAAAUUUUAGCAAAUGAUGCCUUACAAAUGACAAGUUGGUGUUAUUUUAGGGUGCUAAAUACUUUUAAAUUCUUGUUCUGAGCAAUGUAGUUGAAACACUUGAGUAAACAUGUUACACUUUUUAGAAGCAUCUUGCUGUAGAGUUGAUAUGCCAAAACCACUAAUGUUUUUAGAAACAUUAUAGAAAAUUAAUUAUUAGCGACCCCUGCAUUUUUUUUCCCUUUUUGUUCAAGUGCCUAACAAUAAUAAAAUAUCUUCCCCAGUUAACAGAAUAACGGAUUAAGAUCUUUGCAAUGUAAUUCAUUCUUAAGGGGAAAAGCUUAUCUAAAACAGCAAGGUGUUCAGUAAACUUUCUUAGUGUUCACUGCCACAGGAAGUACUAGCAGGUCAUCCCCAAAGCCUAAAAACCUCCAUUAAAGAUGCCAGCACUUCAGUCAGUUCUUGCUCACUGUGUCAAAAAUUUUUAAACCAGCAGCCUUGAAAACCUUUUUUACACAUGCAAGACUCAAUGGCAGUCACUGGCACUUGUUCAGCUAACCCAGCAACACUAGUAGUAGAGAUUGUUGUAGCAGAACAGUCUUUUUUCACACUCACGCAGCCCAAAAGAUGUGGUAAGAUUCUCCUGCAUAUAAAUACAUUAAAAUUUUUUCUCCAAGCAGAAUUAUAAUAGUAAUGGUUUUUAAUAUCAGCAUCAAAUAAUUUCUGAACAGCACAGAAUAAUUCAAGUUAUACUGAUUGUCAGUGUGAGCAAUGCCUCUGUGUACCAUCAGCCAGGUAGAUAGCUCUCACAGCUCAAUCCUGUGAAAGGUACACCUGGCCUUUCACUGUCCAUGAAAAAUGUUUAAUGAUUCACAAUUAAACAGCUCAGUUCCCUUUUCUACAGCAGUACAGAAAAAUCCAAGUAUGACCACAGCUCUUUUUUGGGUCUUAAGAAGAAAAAAUGCUCAACCUAUAACAUCUGACUCACUCACUUGUUAAGCUUGUGCUUUUUAAUGUUCGAACAAACUCUUCUAGUAGAAGACUGUUCACACAUUCCUUUACAGUUUUUCUGUGAAAGGAAAACACUAACCUAUGCCCAUGCUCUACUUUUUUUGCUGAUUUGACUAAAGGGCCAUAAUGAACACUGAUGCAACAGUACAGUAGUGUGCUAUGCCCUGGAAUAAGGUACAGUAACACCUGUUGACCUAGGAAAAACCAAGGAGGAGUAACAGGAAUCUCGGAAUAAAAUAGCAAAUCUGUGCAUGUAUCAUCCAUGCCCAUCAGUCAUCCUUACUUUCACUGAGAAAUGGUGCCAUCAUUCAAGUCAUCCUCAUCACAUCCUCAGCUGUGCAGUGCAAAAGUAAACACUGUGGCUCAAAAAAAAAAAAAAAAACCAGAAGCAUUUCUUGCCAUGAAAUCUUUACAUUACUUCAGAACUUUCCAGUUAAAUAGAAAACAAGACAAAAAAAACCUUUUUUUUUCUAGGAUAGCCUAUUUCAUGGAGUAAACAACACAUGAUAUGCUAAAACCCUUGAACUGCCUGAUCCAGUUUGGAGCCCGCCCCCUAAGGAUUUUUGGGAAAACAUCUAAAUGCUUCACUGUUUCAUAUCCAAGUCAAGAUUUGUUGUACAUCUGAAGAGCACAUUGUUAACAUAAAUUCUGAGUCUGGCUUUGCUGGAGUACAGGCAAGCUUUCCAAAAGGUGAGACUGCCACCAUUUUACAGGCCCUGUCAAUAUGACAAGCAUGAUUUCUUUCAUACUUCACAAGGAACAGUCAAAAAUCAAUGGAGAGGGCAAUUACCGAAAACACUUCUGUACAUUAUUCUCAAUUUGCCUGAUACAACAGGAAAGCAAAACUCACAAAGGAAAAAAUCUAAGUGAGAACCAGCAAAAACAGAAUUCAGUUUUCUCCUUUCUCGCAUUCCAAAGUCCUAUUACAUCAUACCUAUUCCAGCAGUCAGGUUUCCGUUUCAGCCUCUGAUGUGUUUUUUUAGGAGCUAGUUAGUUAAUAAAUUAAGGGUGUGGACAUUUUUUACUCCUUGGAGGAGGCUUUAAAACCAUUUACUCUUCCCUUCAAUAGUAUUAUAAGAAUAUUUACAAUUCUUCUUCCAGAUUUGCUGUAAAAACAACUUUCAAAACCUCUUCAUAAAAAUCUUGGGUCUGCUAUAAGUAGAAUUUCAGAUAGUUAGGUUCCUCUUACAGCCACAAAAGCAAAAAUUGUGAUAAAGAUCAUGGCUGCAUUUCUAGGUCAAAUAGCAAAGUUCAAGCUCCUAGGUGAUGUAUAUGUGUACUUACGUGCUUAUCCUGACCAACAAUUCCUAAUUAAUCCACCAGUAAGAGUAUUAGUAGUCGAAUCUUGAGAGUGUAAUAGAGUUUUAAGCAGGAAAAAGGUGUCAGUUAUCUACUAAUAUGUUCAAUUUUGGACAGAAAAGCAUAUGGCAUUCAAAAAUGUCAUAACCAAAACAUGACAAUUAGCUUUUUAAGAUAAGAUGACGAUUAAUGCAAAUAUGUUUUCUGUAAGAAAGCAUAAAUAUUCUUUGUAAAAUUUUACUUAAUGAGACAGUCAUACAAAUGAAAAACUAAAUAUUGAUAAAGUCAGAAACAGACUUUGCACCCUAUCUGAGACAUUCUCAAACACACAAUUCCUAUCAGCAGUAUUUUUCACCUACAGUUCCCCAGUUUCACCUACAGUUUGAUAACUCUCUUUUUCUGAAAUGUAUGAUCUUGAGUCCUUGCAGGGCAAGGGAGAAAAAGAUGAGAUGAGACAAGAGAAGGACGUACUUUCUAGAGCAUUGAAUUAGAUUUCCAUAAUCUGCAUGUUAUAGAGGGAAAGACAGCUCCUUCACCCAGUCAGUUCACAUUAACACAUUUAAACUAAACACAGAACCCACAACUCCUCCUCAAUAGAAGUUGCAGUUAACAGGAGACAGCAUAAUCUUAGAGCCCUCAAGUACUCAAUUUACCAAACAGCAGGAAGUCUGCAUUACUUCUCUUUUUACCUCACUCGAUGUUAAAAAGCACAAAUUGACAUUAUAAUCAGAAGACUCUUAAUUUAUGCAAUACAAUCUUUUACCCACUUGAAUUCAACCAAGUCCACCUUCCAUGCAAGUUUUGUGCAGGGACUUCCUAUUACGACCGAUUCUUGUAGUUUUCUGCAAACAGAAAAAAUCCCUCUAACAACAUGCAGAUAAACUGAAUAUAGGAAAAAGAAGAAAAAAUACUUACUCCGGAAUGGACUGUUAGGGACUUCAGCUACGUAUAGCCUUUGCUCCUGGGAGAGAAACAUUUUUUUGGUAUUGGAUGCAUCUUUAAUUCGUGCUAUAUAUGCACUAAGGGUUUGUCAGUUGACAAGGUGAAGGGAUCACCUGGCAGAAUUUCACCUAAUGCUGGAAAAAAUUCCUGUGGAAGCGCAUGAUGUGCUGAAGAAACACUGCAACCUCUUGCCUUGAACUACUCGGAAUCACAUAAGUACUGUCGUUUUUAAGUAGCUUUUUCUGGAAUUCAAAUACGGAAGGAUCACAAAGGAAUAAAAAAAAGCUUCUAAAUUGUUUGGUGGAAUAUUCUACUUAUUUUUGAAGUUAAUACAGUGCCAGGAAAUAUAUAAAACUCAAAUAAGUUAUAUCUGUUAACAUCAUAUGGCAUUGGAUGGAGAUAUUUACAAACAAGCCACAAGAUUUAGCAAUCCUAUGAAGAUAGGUGACUGACUUACUGAAAUCAUUUUACAUUUUAGAAUUAUUUCUUAAGCAACUUGUAGAUUGUAGUUCAAAUUCAAGAACUAUGCUCUUAAGUAUUAAAUUUUAACUGCCAAUACAUAGUAAUACUAAUCUUGUAUUGACUAGUGUGUGGCAUUUAAUUUGUUAUUUGCAGAUAAAUGGUCAAAAAUAACUUGAACAAAAGACCUUACAGAUUUUUUGAGAAGGAAAUGUAUUUUGUAAAGUAUCAAGGAUAAUAAAUAGCUAAUGUCAUAUUUACAGAACUUUCAGGAAAAAAAGGAUUUCAAAAGAAUCUGGUGACCUGGCAACAUCAUCUAUGAUUUUCAAUGCUUUAAGAGAAAAGAAAGUGUUACAUUAAAACAAGAUUAUAUGCUAGCCUGAAUUUGUGAGUCCACUUCCUAUAAGGACAAUUUAACUUGUCUUUAUAAUUAACCAAAAGUAAAGACUAAAGUUUGAAUUCUGUUCUCACUGAGCUUGCUACAGCAGAAGGUGGACCUGGUGUUUUCAGAGACAGGAUUUGGCUUAAUUUGUCAAUUUCUGCCUGAAAAUUCUGAGUAACGGUAACACCGAUUAACAGUAGGAUUAAGUAAAACAUUCAAUUAAUGCCAUUUAUAAAGAAUCAAAUUAUAAUUAUGUCCAAUCAAAUAAAAUUCAGUUUCACUUUACUGAAGGUGGGGAAAAGGCCUGGGAAAAAAUGAAAAGCCAUGCAAAGCCAUGCAGGUGAGCAAAAAGAGAUGCAAACAGCUUGACUUAUAAAUGUUUUAGUAAUGAUUCUGACAUAUUUUACAGUACUUUUCACUAGCUAGUUAUCUGCACCCAGCAGAACUAUUAGUCAUCAUCUUUUUGGUUUUUCUUUGCUCUCAUAGAGCUAACUCUAACCAGUGAGAAAUAACAACCACUACAGAAGCCAAAUGACUUUUCUGAAAAUAAGUAAAUCUAGAAAACAGUCAUCUAGAAAAGAAAAUAUUCUUCAAUAAAGGCCACAGUAUAUUUUUAAACGCUACAGUAUACAGACCUAAGUGCUUGCAUUUUAAUUUUUAUUAAGAUUCCGUUGUUUAGUUGCAUAUAAAUUAUUAAUAAAAAUUAGAGAGUUCUACUUUCUUGUUGAAAAAUGUAUAUAUUCAAAUACGGAAGGAGGCAGAGCAGAGCAGAUAUCUCAAACAAUUUGCAGUAAUACAGUAAACUCCACGACGGCAUGACUGAAUACCUUUCACCUCUCCCCAAGCUGGUUAUAACCAGGCAAGUUCAAUAUUGCCAGGGAAAGCCUGUAUUUUUUUAAUUCGAUCUAUGUUAAGGGAAGUAAAUACAGUGUGCAAUGAACCAAAGAAUAGAAAGAGCAGAGGUUGUCUACUGAGAAUAACAAAAUUCAUUCAUGAUUGCAUGGAGAGAGCGUAAGGGGAGAAAAAAGGAAACAGAUGAAAUUUACUGAGUAGAAAAAGGACCUCGAGAAAAACAUGUCGUGAUUACAAGCUGCAACAAGGGGUGUGGUGGGAAAGUCCUCCACUAAUUUUUUAAUAUUCUGGAUCCUGAUGGAACCAAGAUACUUUCAGGUGCUUUUAGUUCUCAUGUUAAGGCUUUUAGUUAGCACACAUCAAAAUAGUUUAUUCUUUGUAGUAAAAUAGCAAAACUGGGGGAAUUGUUAAUUUUUCCACAGCAGGAGCUUAGCCACAGCCAUGCACUGCCAUUUACAACUGCUCCUUCAUAAUUAACGGUUAACAUUGGUCAAUCAUUACUGAAGAGCACUUGACAAGAUUUGAGAAUCAGGAGUUUGUUGGCAAAGUAAAUACGAGAAAGAUAUUAACUGGAGAUGAUAAGCUCAUCAAAACCGAGGCUCUGCAAAGAGAACAAGUAUAAAAUAGGGUAAAAUUGAAAAGUUACCCAAAUGGAAACAUACAAAAUACUUGCAAGAGGAAGCAGAAGUGGAAGUUGCAGCAGCUGAACAGUAAAUACUGGGGAUAGGAGAGAGGAGGACACAACUAACACCGUAUUCAGGAAUCAAGAUGAUGAUGAAGCUGUAGGUGCAACAGCUAUCAUGCCCAAGAUGAAAAGUGAUAGAUUAAAAACAAAUUAGAGAUGCAGAGUGGUACUCAGCACAGCUAAGGACACUACUUAUCUAAGGCAAAGUUUUCUAUUAUUCUGGCAUGAUUCUAACCUGAGUUACAUUCUUGGUACAUGUUUCUUGUACAAACCAGGGGAGGAACACUGUCUUUGCCACAGUUUGGAACUCACUUAUCUUUUGAUUCAAAUUACAUCAAAAUAUCAAAGAGUAAAAUUUAUGGGAAAAUUAAAAUAUUAUAUGUAUUUUGUAACCAACUAAAUGGUUACUCAACAGCAAAGACAAGACAAGCAAAUGAAAGAACUACAGUUGUAGGUUAGCAUGCCAGUCAUUUUAGAUUUCAUAAUAAUGCGACAGCUUGCCCCUCUCAAGCACCACCAGCAAUUUCAGAAAAAUUAAAAGCCAUAGGUAUAAACAUUCCAAACUAUGGCUUGGAAAGAAUAUUUUGGCAGCAGAUACUACUAUGUGCACCAGAUAUUUUGCAAACUUUGAUAUGGGAAUUUAUUCAAAACUUAAUAUAACACUCUACUGUUUCCCUUAUUUUGUAUAUCAAUUCACCAGUACUGUAAUUACUGAAUCUAAGAAACAAGCAGUAUCCCCCAGCUUCAGGCACUCCCUACUGAAGUUCUGCUUUGUGGAGAUGAAACCUAAAAAGUUUUACUGGGUAAGUAAUGCUGAUAAAAACAACUGUGAAAUAUUGUAUUUAUUAUUAAUAUAAAUUUGACUCUAUUAAACAUUUUAGUUUGCUUAGCAUGCGAUACUAUGUAAUACAAGGGAUAUUUUUUUGGUAUGCAACAGUGUCCUUAAACCCUAGGACUUCCUCACUGAGUUGGCAAGUCUGUUGAUAACUUUUAUUUAGAGUAGUAGGGUUUCAUUCACAUUCCUGGUAUAGAGAUGUAUUAAUUUACAUAUUAUAUGCUUUUGUAAACUAACGGAUUUCUUUGAAUAUUUCCUUGAGUUGAAUAUAAAAAACCUUACACUAAAAAUGAUACUGUGUUGUAAAUUCAUCAUAACACACUGUAUUCAUUUACAAAAAGAAAAAAAGACAUUUGUUAACCAAGCAGCCCCCCUUGCCAUUUAGACAUUUAAAUUAGACUUUUCUGAUCAGCAGCAUUCUUCUUAAAAUUGGAGUUGUAAGACCAGUACCAGUUAAAUUCACAUUUCUCCAGAUGAAGAAAUCUGAAUUUCAACACAGCAUGAUGCCUCAAAUCAUAAAAAAACUGAAGACAGAAACUAAAUACUGAUUUUCAAUUUCUUUUCGGAUUUAGAUCAAUUUAUGCUCUGUAUAAUAUCGUAAGAAUUAUUCCAGAGUGCAAUUUCAGUAUCAAAUGUAAAGAAUUGGAGGUAAAACAUACUCAUUUUAUACUGUAUUUUGAAAAAAUGAAACCUGGCACUCGUAAGUAAAAAAAAAUCCAACAUGCCAAAAGUUGGCA